Molecule: messenger RNA, 1311 nt
Organism: Lolium perenne
Lineage: Eukaryota; Viridiplantae; Streptophyta; Magnoliopsida; Poales; Poaceae
Source: RefSeq, a predicted model, not a curated record
GCUGAAAUAGACAAACUUUCAUGAUCUUGUCAUUGCAUUCUUUGCUCUUACCAGAUGGCUCAUCAAUCAAAUGGUUCAGCCUUUCCCCGGCGAAAACGCUCCCCAUUUCAAGACAUAACGAAUACAUCGCCAUCAGGCCAGACCACCAAUGAAGUUGCAACGCCCACAGGUGCCGGAGAUACUUCACAGGUUCAUCAACCUGCUCCAAAAAAACAGAGGGGAAGAGUCUCCCCAUUUCAAGAUAUAACAAACACAUCGCCAUCAGGCCAGACCACCAACGAAGUUGCAACGCCCACAGGUGCCGGAGAUACUUCACAGGUUGAUCAACCUGCUCCAAAAAAACAGAGGGGUCAAGGAUGGUAUGGACGAAUGACUGAACAACAAAGAGCGCAGUACCUACUCAAACAGCGUGAAGCACGACAACGAAAACGUGAUCUUGCACAGUCCAUAAAAAAUAGGCCACCUGUUGUUUCCAAACCUGAAGACCCCACUGUGAGCACUAUAAGGGAUGUUACAAUUACUACCGCGCAGCAGUCCAAUCUCACGCACGAUGUUAUUGCAACUCCUCUAUCAAGAUAUAAACAGGGCACUGUAACAAAUUUGACUGGAACUCCCAAGCCAACUGUGCAAUCAUCUCGAGCUUAUCUAGGAAAACGACCCAUGAAUUGUAUUACUGAGCGAUACUCACAUGAAAAUAUUAUAGGGAGAAACUAUGCACAUUUAAAUGGGUCAAUGCAUUAUUCUCCUGUCGCACCUAACACCAUAAACAUCAACACCCGGUCCAAUGUGAGUGCUAUUCAAAGUGAUAAUUUUGUCCGGAACUUGCUACCAAGCUUUCAAUCUGGAUGUGCCAGCCCAGAUCAACAAUCACCUGGGAGAUUCGUACUUCAAGAUUCUCCUAAGAAAACUGCUGCAGAAACAAAAAGGAUGCGAGAGAGAGGCCGAUACACUUCAAUGAGUCCCGAUCAAAUGGAUGCUCUCCUAAAAAAAAGACGAGAUUAUAAUGUUAGGAGGAGAAGCACUACACCAUCAAAGUGUACUGCUGCGACGUCUCCAGUACACCAUGGUGAAGCUGCAGACGAUGAGCUUGACGAGGAAGCAAGAAUAUCCAAAGUGGACAACCUCCAGUUGGUACGAACACAGCACAAGAAGUCCAAUCAAGUGAUUUACCCAGACAAGAUGAAGACCAAGCCGGUGAUUUACCUAGACGAGAUGAAAACCAUACUAAUGAUUUACCUGGACAAGAUGAAGAACAUGGUACUCGAUGCACUGGACAAGAUGAAGAACAUGCUCCUGAUCCAACAGGCAUGA